Molecule: messenger RNA, 1863 nt
Organism: Thelazia callipaeda (thelaziosis nematode)
Lineage: Eukaryota; Metazoa; Nematoda; Chromadorea; Rhabditida; Thelaziidae
Source: the annotation of a GenBank genome assembly
AUGGAGUCCGAGUUGCACGAUUCAACGCCCCAGGAAGAAGUAUUCCGUUCAUCAAAUCGAGGGGAUUUGUCUUCAGAUGACGACACAUUUUGUGAUGAAGAAGAAAGACGCUACAGACAUUACUGUCAAGAACCAUUUGAUCGUCCAGCUGGAAUUCAAGAAGAGUUAUAUUCAUACUGCAUCGAUUAUGAAAAUAAAUGCCCUCAAAAGACAAUUAACAAAUCGCCAGAAGAAACAAGCGGAAGCAAAACAAAUAAGCAGUCAAACAAUAAUCCAUUGAAAAUUGAUAUGGAUAAUAAGCAUCCCGGACGUACUGCUGAGGGAUUCAUCGAGCAGAAUGUUCCUCUUCUAGAAAAUACUAGUGAUGAGGAUCUAGCAGAACAGACGAAAGAAUACUGUGAAAGAUAUGAAGCAAACUUUUUAUAUUACUGUGUUGACAAUGAUGACGAUGAUGGCAACAAUAAAACUGGAAAAUUUUGCAGAGUUUAUAAAGAAGAUUGCCCAGAUAAACUAAAAAGAAUACUGCUCAAUUUUCCGAAAGAAAUGAUCAAAACAACUUCAGAAUCCAGAGAAGAAUCGCAGCAACGGAAGCAAAAGAAGGAAGAGGAAGAAGAAGAACCAGAUGAAAUAGAAAAAGCUGAGAUUGAAAAUUAUUGCAACAAAUAUUUCAAGAAUUACAACUAUUUCUGUGUAAAAAAGCAGAACAUUCCAAAAAAAGGUCGAAAACACGAAACAAAUUUGAAUUCUGCUAUUGAGACCUAUGUAAAACCACCGAAUCCAUUCCAGAAACUCAGUAAGAAAACAAAUAAACAUGAAGUAUUCAAAGCAUUUAUGCAUCCCGAACAACUCAUUGAAGCUGCAAAAAAAAACCAACUGAAAAACAUGUGUACAAUUGACUGUGACUGGACGAAAGAUCCCAAUUGCACACCGGAAUGCAAGUGCGACUUAGCAUAUCCAUAUGUGCAAAAAUUCUGCAAUCCACCUCCCAUGCCAGUUUUUCUGCAAACUUGUCGGAUUUGGUAUUCCUUCUGCCCCAAAUACAAACAAUACCAUUACGCAUCACAGUUUAUUCACAGCAAAUCGUCGAAAGGCAAAGUUAAUCCUGGUCAAGCUACUCGUAAUAACAGGCAGCAACCACAAAAAAGAGAUAUUCCAAUACCGUUUACGGAUGAAUUUUCGGGACGUUUCUUGCGUGCUACUCGGAAACGUAGUCCUUUUGAACGAUCUAAGAAUAAUCGCAAAAAGACGGAAGGUGUAACAUUAGCGGACAUUUUGAAGAACUCCAUGAGAACCCCAUUCAACAUACCGAUUCCCAAUAUUCCACUUAGGCAUGGCGACGAUCACCGAAUGCGAUUGCCUAGAGCAUAUCUAUCGGAUACAGAAGCUGAUGAAGACAUUCAUAAAUUCGAUGAACUUACUGAUUCUGGUGGACGGGUAACAAAUCAACUAUAUUCUCGAUCACCAUGGCAAAAACCUGGUACACUUUGCCUUUACCAUAAUUCUAUUUUCGUGGAAUAUACACGAGUAUCUCAUAAAAAGGCAGAAUCUCUUUCCCCAGAUGUACCACAUAAAGGCACUUUGCUUGGCAAAAGUGUCCCUAAUGUAGAUGCAUUUUGUAAUUCUACAACGCUGCAGCUUGCAGGUUUGUGGGAAGCGAACCCAUCAAAUCCACACAACCGAGACCACUCCAACAAAUUCUAUUACAGACCAGAUUCUGUAACUGCGGAUUGGUUGAACGGACAAAUCUAUUGGGGUGGUCAUUGGGCUGUUCCUGCUGCAUCUGUCGGUGGAACAAACGGUUUUUCAGCAGUUCACUUCCCUGCACUGGGAGCAUUCUUCAACAUCGAAGAUGAUUAUGAUUAA